Centropristis striata (black sea bass) is the source of this 1699-nucleotide messenger RNA. It is a transcript of the gene tmem82, whose product is annotated as transmembrane protein 82. The coding region runs from base 160 to 1203 and encodes 347 amino acids. The transcript has 6 exons. NCBI's taxonomy places the organism in Eukaryota, Metazoa, Chordata, Actinopteri, Perciformes, Serranidae. The record is from RefSeq and is a predicted model, not a curated record.
AGCUCAACACUGAGGCAAUAGAAACAAACAGAAGAGCUGAGCCGAUACUCCACAAGUUUGUAACCUGAUCUGGAAUAUCCACAAAAUAUGGUUUCUGAGUGUGUGACUGCUUAAUGCAUUUUUAUAAAAACUGUGUUUUUAACAGUCAAAGGUAGCACAAUGUUUUCCUUUAUCACGUCGCUUAUUCCAACUUCCUACUUUCUACCAGAGUGGUUGACUCUGGAUACAAAUCCACUGGAUUGUUUACUUCAAGGACUGGUGGGUGCAUGUGGGAUCUCUGUGCUAUGCUCCUUGAUGAGAGUGCACUUAUUUCUAGAAGAGGAGAGUUGGAGUGAUAAAAGUGAUAAAGACACAUCAAACCAGAGGACAGCCAGUCAUCAACGGAGCGCAAACAAAGGACUUUUUGGCACGCUGCAGUUCUUCUUAGUGACGGGGGUGCUGGCUGUAGUGGGCUCGCGUGUCGCCUCCCUGGUGGUUCUAGAGUUUUGUCUUCGAGCUGUCUCUGGAUUGGUUACAGCAGGACCAGAGUCCAGCAAAUUUCUGCAGCAGCUGUUGGUUCAGAGCCAGUUCUCUUUAGGUUGUGCCCUGAGCUGCGGUCUGCACUUUCUCCACGAGGGGGCGUCCCAGCGCUGGCUAUGUCUGCUCCUGGCAGCAGCACUCAGCUGGUUCCUGGCUCGGCAGGCCACACUGCUGCUGCACCAUGUCAUGGCUCUGUAUAAACUCCACAGCUCGCAGCGCUACUGCGGCAUUUGCAUCCUCCUCCUCACAUCGGGCCGCUGCCUGCUGCCCAUGCUGUGCAGGACUCUGAUCAUUACUUUCUCCGUGGCUGUGGUGGCAGCAGUAUCAAUCAUCAAUAGGCACUUCCUCUCUGCAACAGAGGCCCUCAGGUUUUGGACGCCACUGACUAUCUGCUACACACUGUUGGUUGUGUACAUGCAGGAGGAGCAGCAGCGUCUCUCCGGCAGCCAGGCUGUCCUGAACACAGUAGUGGUGCGUCUCGGUGGUUUGAUGGUCCUGAUGCUGACUGUUGGACGUUGGGCCGACGUGCUCCACAUCCUAAUGUGUUUCCUGGGUGAGGCCAGCUGCCUAAUCCCCACUAAAGAUCUGCUGGAUGCGGCAUCCUCACAGGAUGAAGACGACUACACAGAGUAUGUAAAAAGAGAGCGACGGCGAAGACCACAAGAGAAGGAGCAUCACAGAUAACCACUCAGGGUUUUUUCAAUAUAUAGUAGCAGUUCUUUUUAUUGUCAUAUUAGAAACCAUACAUGAGUUUGUAUUUCAAAUGUAAUGCUUUUUCAUAUUAAAAAUUUAAUUUGGAAUUUCAAUAUGUUAAAAAAAUAUAUUUAAAAACCACUGUAUAUGUAUAUGUGGAAUAAUAAUAUGACCCACGGCAUAUUCUGCCUCACAUCAUUUUCUUUUUAAAUGAUCAUUAUGCUUAUUUUCAGAUGUUCUUCUCAUCUAAAUCUCAUUGUCUUUGUUACUGUUAAUACACACUAAGGUAGGUGAGUCUUGCUGUUCUGGAUGUUAUUCUAAGAGUCUGUGCGACAUCUUGGAUAUUAAUGCUGUAAACUUGGAGAGAAGCUGGCAUGCAGUUACUCCUGGGGAGAGUCAUUGUUCCAAUUUUUCUUUGUGGGGGCCCCGGAGCCUGGGGGCGUUGUAACCCUUUCGGAGGAGGCCUGCUGAUAGAUGAGGGGUCAAA